Molecule: messenger RNA, 792 nt
Organism: Phycomyces blakesleeanus NRRL 1555(-)
Lineage: Eukaryota; Fungi; Mucoromycota; Mucoromycetes; Mucorales; Phycomycetaceae
Exons: 1
Coding region: 1-792 (263 amino acids)
Molecular function (GO): nucleic acid binding
Source: RefSeq, a predicted model, not a curated record
AUGAGAAGCAAACUUGACGAGAAUAUGAACAAAGUAUCUUUAAGAGUGAAUGAAGAAGAUAAUAAUGUAACGAAGAAAAGUUAUAAAGUAUAUUCUCCUGACCAGAAGGUGCUUUUUCUGUACUAUUUACAAGUGAAGUUGUUUAAAGCUGCGAAAGCUGCCAGAUUUUCUGAUGUAUCCAAACGUACUGGUCAGCAGUGGACUAAAAGAAUAAGAGAUGAACCUGAAUGGAAUAUAUUUGAAAAGCAAACAAAUAAGGAUAAGCGAAAGACAGGACAGCUGCAAGAAGAGCAUAAGGAGUUUAUUAUCGAUCUAUUUGAUAAAAACCCUCAAACACGUGUGGAGGAUGUUGUUGUGAGUCUGCAGUGUUCGUUUGCGAAUUUCAGCUUGAAAGAAACUAGUGUUCGUAACUUCAUGACAAAUGAAUGCAAUCUGUUAUUCAAAAGAGCAACAUUACAAACAAAAGAAAGAAACUCUGGAAAAACUCUUCAAAAACGAUUCGAGUGGGUAGAGCAAUGGACAACAACUGACAUGGAUUUUCUCUCCAACUGCGUUUUCGUGGAUAAAAGUGGCUUUGAUAUAAACAUGCGUCCACCUUCAGCCUGGUCUAAAGUUGGUACACCAGCAAUUGUCGAAACAAAGUCGACUAAAGGGGAUUCUCAUUCGAUAUUAGGUGCCAUAAGUUCAAUUGGGGUUGUUGAUAUUGAGCUUCGAGUAACAGAAAAGCCUAAGCAAUGUAAAGUUGAUGGUGUAGAACGAAAAAGAAAGCAGACAUCAAACCCGAAAAGAUGA